Messenger RNA from Phanerochaete carnosa HHB-10118-sp, 354 nucleotides. RefSeq lists its product as uncharacterized. The annotation marks the transcript as partial. The transcript has a single exon. NCBI's taxonomy places the organism in Eukaryota, Fungi, Basidiomycota, Agaricomycetes, Polyporales, Phanerochaetaceae. The record is from RefSeq and is a predicted model, not a curated record.
AUGGUGAAAUUCCUGGAAACUCUUGACGAUGACGACACGGUUAUCUGCAUGGAUGGAGGUCAGCUGUUCUCAGCCAAUCAGAAGCUGGGAACACCGGCGGUGUUUGGAGCAUAUAAGCGAGUGGAUCGCAAGGUGAAACCAGUUCCUGCAGUGUUUCCUGAAGAUGCUCGCGUAACCCGGCAGUUCCCUGAAGACCCACUUGCAUCGCUGGUACCUUUGCCCAAGCAACCUCCCGAGUUUGUACCUAAUGGAGGCCGGCUCACCCAGGAAUACUUAGAUGAGAUGAAUAUCAACUCUAAGGAAUUUCUCUGGCCAGAAGAAGAGAAGUUGUUCAAGCACGUCCUUCAGAUUCAC